Seriola dumerili (greater amberjack) is the source of this 1573-nucleotide messenger RNA. RefSeq names its product methyltransferase like 22 (gene mettl22). The record is from RefSeq and is a predicted model, not a curated record. Gene Ontology annotation, biological process: protein methylation. Gene Ontology annotation, cellular component: nucleus. Bases 90 to 1292 code for a protein of 400 amino acids. Gene Ontology annotation, molecular function: protein methyltransferase activity. NCBI's taxonomy places the organism in Eukaryota, Metazoa, Chordata, Actinopteri, Carangiformes, Carangidae. The transcript is spliced from 12 exons.
UGAGUGGCAGUGGCAGCUGAGCGGUGGGGGCGUGCUUCGUUCAUUUGAUACAUGCACGGAUCAUUGGGGGGGACCAUGAACCAUCAGCCAUGGACCAGAUCACUUUUCAUCAUGAUACCGUGCUGUCAGACGUUCACAUGUUCCUGCCUAAUGCACGCCACCUUAUGACACGCCUCAACCAUGUUGGACAGCCGGUCUUCAUCUCCAAAUUCAGGAUCUUGUCAGGUGUUGAAAGGCAUGACGACAACAGUGAUCCACGGAAAAGUGUAGAGGAAGAGAAACACGAUGAUGUGAGGGAAGACGGGGAGCAAGACACAGAUGUCACCAAAGAAGAAGCUGGGGAGGAAGGAGCGGGAGGAAGUGUGGAGCCGAGCCUGGAUAAGGACGGAGACCUGGAUGUCACACACAGACCGAGGAGAAACCCUGUGGAGGACAGCGGCCGAGACGUGGUCUGUCCCGUCAUUCUCAAACAGUCCGACCCUGGACAGGAGGAAGAAGAGGAGAGCACGGAUAAUGAAGAUGACGAGGGCUUCAAAGAUAUGAUCAGGAUUGAGCACACCAUGGCCACGCCCCUGGAGGAUGUCGGUAAACAGGUGUGGCGAGGGGCGGUCCUCCUGGCUGACUUCAUCCUCUCUGAGCCAGUCAUGUUCAGAGGAGCUACUGUGCUCGAGCUGGGGGCGGGAACAGGCAUAACCAGCAUCGUCAUGGCAACCAUAGCCAAAACAGUGUACUGCACAGAUGUGGGAGAAGACCUUCUGAGCAUGUGCAAGAGAAAUGUGGCAUUAAACAGACACAUGAUGGAGUCUGCAGGUGGUGAGGUGAGAGUGAGACAGUUAGACUGGCUCCAGCAUGACCUCUGUACAGAUGCCGAUGCUGAAUUUAGCUGGACAGAGGAGGAAGUAGCUGAUCUGUACGACAACACCAGCUUCAUCAUCGCUGCUGACGUCUGCUACGAUGACGAUCUGACCGACGGCCUCUUCAGGACUCUGUACCGACUCUGCAGUAACUUCACUCACGCCUGCACGAUCUUCAUCUCCAUAGAGAAGAGGAUGAACUUCACCCUGAGACACAUGGAUGUUUCCUGUGAGGCCUACAACCAUUUCAGCCUCUGUCUGUCCCAGCUCCAGGACCUGGUGGAUGGACGCUGCAGCUUCAGAGUGGAACAGCUUCCUUCUAACUUUGCACAGUUUCUUCUGUAUGAACGAAUAGAGCAGCUGGAGCUGUGGAAGGUGACCGCCACUCCGCUUCCACGUGACCAGGCUCAUUCUCAUUCUGAGGUGCUCUCAUCUUGACCUGGACUCAGAUCAGAGCAGUGUAACACUUUACUGUCCCCAGAAUCAGACCUACAAUGUGCUGCAGAUAACUGAAGGUUUGAAACAUAAAACAUAGACACUCAAGGCAGCAGCUGCUGCCUGAAUAAAAUGAUGUCAUUUAGUACAUUCAACAUAAAACAGGCAUUUCGACAAGUAGAGAUUGUCAGGGAGUUUUAAAAAAGGCUCACUGAGUCAUUGUAUGAAUGUAGCAUUAUUUAUUGACCGUGAGGAAAGUACUUUAACUUUGUUGAUGGAACAAA